This is a messenger RNA of Cheilinus undulatus (humphead wrasse), 3354 nucleotides long. Its product is annotated as chloride intracellular channel protein 4. NCBI's taxonomy places the organism in Eukaryota, Metazoa, Chordata, Actinopteri, Labriformes, Labridae. The transcript is spliced from 6 exons. The record is from RefSeq and is a predicted model, not a curated record. The coding region runs from base 218 to 967 and encodes 249 amino acids.
ACGAUGCUGGUUGUUGGUUUUUGUAGCUUUGUUGGAAAACAAAAAGAACAGUUGCUAUGGAUUAACUUAACAUGGAUUUUACUUAAUCUUUCCUGAAAAGAAAAAUCUUGGUUUGGUUUAUUGUCACUUGGAGAGUUUCUUGGAAUUAUUCUUUGGAGAAGUGAGAGCUUCAAUUGAGCUUCAAACUAAUCUGGAAUGACUAACUGGAUUGUCCAAUAUGUCCUUGUAUGACGUUGCAGUUAAAAAAUUGGGCUACCCAACCAUUGAGCUGUUUGUAAAGGCUGGAAGUGAUGGUGAAAGCAUUGGCAACUGUCCAUUCUCCCAGAGACUCUUUAUGAUCCUGUGGCUUAAGGGAGUCAUCUUCAAUGUCACCACUGUUGACCUCAAACGUAAACCAGCUGACCUGCAGGACCUUGCUCCAGGAACCAAUCCUCCUUUUGUGACCUUUAACGGCGAGGUCAAGGUCGAUGUGAACAUGAUUGAAGAGUUCUUGGAGGAGAACCUGACCCCUCCACGAUACCCCAAACUGGCUCCUAAACAUCGAGAAGCUAACACAGCUGGCAUCGAUUUGUUCGCCAAGUUCUCAGCUUACAUCAAAAAUCCAAGAAAAGACAUCAAUGAGGGUUUAGAAAAAGCCUUGCUAAAGUCUCUGAAGCGACUUGAUGAAUUCCUGAGGACACCCCUGUCAGAAGAGAUUGAUGCUAAUGCCUCAGGAGACGUGCCUGAGUCCACCAGAAGCUUCCUGGAUGGGAAUGAGCUCACUUUGGCCGACUGCAACCUGCUGCCUAAACUACACAUCAUGAAGAUUGUAGCCAAGAAAUACCGUGGCUUUGAGAUUCCAGCAGAUAUGAUCGGGGUGUGGAGGUACUUAAACAGCGCCUACAAGAGGGAGGAGUUCAUCAGAACCUGUCCGGCUGAGAAGGAGAUUCAGUUUGCCUAUCUGGAUGUUGCAAAAAGAAUCAAAUAGGGAGAAGAGUGGCGAAAGAAAGAAGGAAGGGAGGUAAAAACAUGAGAUAAGAAAGAAACUGUGGAGGGAUUUACCGUAAAUACAGAGAACAUAAACUCCAGGAUAUACAGUAGGCCGAUUCAAACUGACUAUAAAACAUCUGUCACUCUUUUUUAAGUUUAAUAUCUCUGUCAGCUAAACCUUGUUUGUGCAUGUGUACAUGUGUCUGCUUUUAUAGGUUGGACUGCAUGGUCAUAUCUUUAUAAUAAUCUUUUCACAAAUAAUGAUUACCAGUUAUUAGAGGUUCGACUUUGAUUUCUUGUUUUUUUAUAAGACGACAGCAAGUUCACUGCAGAGACUAAAUAAACAGAACAAUGAACUUAUUAUUCAGUGUUUGUGUUUAGGAACUAUUUUGUCUUGGCCAAACAGGGCUUAGUGGCUGCUUAAAAUAUAAUCAGUCCUUUUAAAUAUUCAUGUACACUAAAAUCUGCAAUUGAAUCUCAUUUUUCAUCAUGUAAACAGUUCAAUUUUGAUAUAAAGUAAUACUAAUACUGGGGUGCAGGUGGCCUUGUGGAUAGGUCAUUCUGUACUUAUUAGGCUCCAGUCUGACAUGUCUCCUUGAUUUCAUCCUCUAUCCACUGUCCUAUUAAAUAAAGGUGAAAAGCCCCAGAAUAAAUCUCUAUAAAAUAUAGAAUCCUUAAACCGUCAAAUCAAUUAUCAUUCUACUUCUAAGUAAGGGUGUACAUAUUUAACAGGUUGAGCUGGUUUUUCCUCAAAAUUAUCCUCUACAAGAAAGAAAAAACAAAAUUUGGUACAGAAAUGACAAAAACAUGGAGCACGGAGGGUUUAAAAUAAGUCAAAAUUUAACUGAUGUGUAAGAGAAACACUGCUGUUCAAACAGAACCAGAUGUCAGUGGCAGCUAUACUUUAGCCAACAACCAUUAGCUAGAAUGAAUUAGCCUGUUGACUAACCCGGCAUGACAAAUCCAGCCCAAGUACUUUGAAAAAAAAAACUAGACUAGACAAAAUAGACUUGUUUGUAAGUGAGUAAGGAUUUUGUUUAGGUCUCAGACUUUUUAAAGCGGGAAGUAUUGGUGGAAAUGGACCAGAGGCUUCAGAAUGAGCAAAUGUUUAAGCGAACGUAACGUUAGCUCCCUGCAUGAGCCGAUGUAUGCCAAUACUGCAUGACAAAUUGAUCAAAAAUUGCAAAAAAUAUGGCUUUAUCUGCAAUUUUAAAAUGAUCCUUCAGCCGUAACUGAUGAAAUCCAUUCACAAUUUCACAGACGAUAUCCCAAAGGAUGCACCUCUCUAUAUAAUUUUUCAGUUUCUAAAUGUUUCUUAUUUUAUGACAAAAUAAGAUUGAACUCAGUUUCAGAAUAAACUUUUAUUUCAAGUCUUAACUUCCCUCUUCUUUGCUACUACCUUCAAAAAAAAGAAGCCAUAAGCAGAAAACACCAACUGCUGUUACAAAUAAAAUAUCAAGAUGUAUUUUGUCACAUUGACUUUAAUUGUUCAGAUAGGUGUUCAAGUUGUACUACGAGGUAUUGUUCCAUGUCUAUUGUUUUCCAUUUCACACCAACAGUCUACUCAACUCCAUACACUUUCAGGGCAUACUCACACCAGUUGCCCCUCCCCAGUCCUCUGCUAGCCUUUAAUAUCAUAGCUCCACGCCCAAUCGUGCCUGAGCACGGAUUCGUCAUUACAUUAUAAAAGACACAAAUCAUUUUGUAGGAUACAGUCUUGAAUGACUGUCAUUUAGAGCAGUUGUAUUGAUGAUCCACACUGUAAUCCUGCUGCACUACACCUCUUCUGUCAGCACCAGGGCCAAGGAACAUACAAUACUUGGGUACAGCACAGAGCUCUAAACCAGUCAAACAAACUGGACGUUAGGGCUCAAACAUGCUAGGGAAUUACCUCGUGUGAGUGCGCCCUCAAUGUGUGUGCUGUGUGUAAAAUAUAAACAUCCUAAUCAUUUUCUUUUAUUGAAUAUUUUUGUCUUGAAUUAUAAUAACAAAUCAGUAGUGAAAAUAAUUAGAAAGUCAAGUGAUUAAUGACAAGGCCUGACUAACUAAUGGCCUUUUCUAUUUGUACAUUUUAUUUUACUUCAUGUUAACUCGCUAUGCUGAUGAUAUACUAUUUCCAUGUAACAUGAUUUUCUCUUCCAUUAUAUUUAAUGCUACUAAAUGAGUGUGGGCAGGCCUCGAUGCUGGUUGGUCUAUCUAAAGGUAACUUUUUUUGAUCGACAAGUUCACAUUCAUUACAGUAGUUUGUUUUGAAAGCUUUUAAUUCAUGUUUCCCUGUUCCUAUGAAUGCAGCUUCAUUUCCCUUUGAAUUGACUGUUUCAUUUAGAUGGGUUGAGUGUGUACUGUUUUUGUGCUAAGCUACCACUUUGAAAGACAACAUUUUGU